This is a messenger RNA of Phycomyces blakesleeanus NRRL 1555(-), 1539 nucleotides long. RefSeq lists its product as hypothetical. The transcript is spliced from 7 exons. The coding region runs from base 1 to 1539 and encodes 512 amino acids. Gene Ontology annotation, biological process: transmembrane transport. Gene Ontology annotation, molecular function: transmembrane transporter activity. The record is from RefSeq and is a predicted model, not a curated record. NCBI's taxonomy places the organism in Eukaryota, Fungi, Mucoromycota, Mucoromycetes, Mucorales, Phycomycetaceae.
AUGAGUUCUCACACCCUAAGAUCAAGCAAUAUCAUAUCCCAGUUCAUCUCGGAGGAAAAUACAUCCAAAGAUCAAACACCAAUUAAAGACGAUGGUAUCGAACCAAAGAAACCAUUUUGCUACCGAAUUAGAUCUUCAAAAGCCUUUGUUUUCAGUACUGCUGCAAUAGGUGUAUUUACAAGUAAUUUUGUACAUUCUAUUUUAUUUCCACUUGCACCGUUCAUUGUAGCACGUAUCAACAAUGGUGGGAAAGAAACAUCAGAAACAGAAGUAGCAUCAUCUGCAGAAACUGGUAUUCUAGUAGCUGCUUACGCUAUUGGAUUAUUAUCCGGAUCGCCAGUGUUUGGAUGGCUAGGUGAUAGACUGACUCUUCGUCGACUUCCUAUGCUGCUCGGUAUCUCGGUCUCAAUUGGUGCCAAUCUAUUAUUUAUGUUCAGUACAGCAUACUGGAUGCUAUUACUUGCUCGAUUUCUUCAAGGGUUUUCAAAUGCGUGUGUGUGGACAAUGUGUCUAUGUAUUGUGACCGACAAUUGGCCCUCGGAUGAACUUGGCAAGUGUUAUAAAGAUGAAGAUGCCAGUAUGGGUACUUACACCAUAUCUUUAGGAUUACAAAUGGGAAAGUUAAUGGGAUUAUAUGCUUCUGGUAUGGUUAUCGGUCUACCAGUAGGAGGAGUUUUGUACAGUGAAUUAGGAUAUCAAGCACCAUUUAUCGCAUCCCUUAUUAUAUGCGCAAUAGACUUCUUUAUGAGAAUAGCAAUUAUUGAAAAGCCAGUAUUUUCAAAAACAUGGCCUCUCAAUACCCCCACUAUAAGCGAAGAAGAUGGAUAUUCAAAUGAAAAACCAAAGCCCAACACCAUUCGACCCAAUUUUGAUGAUGCACCAUUAAUGAAUCCAGUCCAGAACGCCAAACUCUCCAAGCUAUUAAGACAACCUCGUCUGCUUGUUUCGCUUUUUCAGAUGGCCGUUGUUGCCUCUACUAUGAGCUCAUUUGAACCUACAAUCUCCAUGUGGUUGGCAUCAGAGUGGCAUUUUAAUGCAGCCGAAUGCGGGUUAAUCCUUUUAGCUUAUAUUUUACCUUGCAUUGUAUCCAGUGUAUUUUCAGGGUGGCUUUGUGACAAGAUUGGAACAAAGGCUGUUGCAGUUGUGUCUCUUAGCUUUGCAGCUAGUACAUGUGUUUGCGUUGGUAUUCCGAAUCACACGAAUUCAUUCUGGACACUUGUGCCAGUGCUUGCUGUUUCAGGAGCAGCCAUUGCAGGGUGUGAAUCUUCGGUGUUUCCAGAAGUAGCCAAGGUUAUUGCUACCGAGAAUAAUAAUCCAGACGAUCACAGUGGUAUUGCACGGUGUUAUGCAAUGGUUAAUGUGGCAUCUGCGAUAGGCCUGUGUGUUGGGCCCCUACUCGCUGGUUUCCUGUACAGUGCAAUUGGAUUCUUUUGGCUCUGCUGCCUCCUAUCUAUUCCCUUUGUUAUAUGUAUUCCAUUUGCCUAUUUCUAUGUAGGAGGAUCAAAUACUAAAUUCAUUGUUCGUCCUCCAAAGCAUUAG